UGGUGAGAAAAUAAAUAUUACUCCUAAAAAGGCAAAAUUUUAGACCACCCACAAUGUGACACGUGUAACGAGAUAACUGAACUUACGAAACACUCCACUAGAACCACUUGAUCACUUGACUGUAAUCUCUUUUCCCUCCUUCCAAUAACCAGACCUCCUCCUCCUACUCCAUGAUCACUUUCGACCCCAAAUUCCAAAGAGAUUUCAGUUGAAUCAACCAUGUCAACUGCUCCCAACAGCUAUCCAUCUCUCUGUUCUUCUCCGGCAUUACCACGAACUGCAAACUCACCAACGAAACAAACGUUAUCUCUCGUAACAUCCCAGUUCAAGCAAACGUUGCACAAAAAGCCCCAAACCCUAACUUUUUCAAUCAGGUUAGGGAAUUCGAGUUUGGAGAAACGAUCGGUUUUGAUCGUUAGAGCAUCGUCGGAAAAUGGAGCAGAAGAAGAGGAAAAAUAUGAAGAGUAUGAGGUAGAGAUUGACCAGCCUUAUGGUUUGAGAUUCGCGAAAGGUAGAGAUGGUGGAACUUACAUUGAUGCAAUUGCACCUGGAGGAAAUGCGGAUAAGACUAAGAUGUUUACUGUUGGGGAUAAAGUUGUGGCCACCAGUGCAGUAUUUGGAACAGAGUUAUGGCCUGCAGCUGAAUAUGGAAGAACCAUGUACACUAUUCGCCAAAGAAUCGGUCCUUUGCUCAUGAAAAUGCAAAAGAGAUAUGGAAAGAUGGACGACGACACUAAGCUAACAGAGAAAGAGAUCAUCAGAGCUGAGAGAAAUUCCGGAAUAGUUAGUGGCAAACUCAGGGAAAUCCAAAUGCAAAAUUACUUAAGGAAGAAGGAACAAAAGGAAACACGAGAACGUGAGCUUCGUGAAGGCCUACAACUUUACAAGAGUGCAAAGUAUGAAGAGGCAUUGGAAAAGUUUGAAUCCGUUUUAGGAUCACAACCAGAUUAUAACGAAGCUUCUGUAGCAAAUUACAAUGUUGCAUGCUGCUAUUCCAAGCUUAAUCAGUUACAAGCUGGACUUUCUGCUUUAGAAGAUGCUCUGAAAGCUGGAUUUGAAGAUUUCAAGCGGAUUCGUUCUGAUCCUGAUCUAGAGAAUGUAAGGAAAUCUGAGGGGUUUGAGGCGUUGAUGCAGAAGUUCGAUGAAUCGUUCAUCAAUGAGAAUGCGCUGAAUGCGAUUAAAUCGUUGUUUGGAUUCGGGAAGAACUAGAAUUGAACGCUCGACAGGUUUUUGUUUUUUGUUUAUAGAAUAUGUUCAUCGAUUUUGGGUGAAGCUCGAUAUAUAUUUUUUGUUCAUCAAUGCGGAAGUUAAGCAAGUAUAAUUGUGCAGAAAUGGUUAGGGUUUACCUUAAUUCGUUUGGGGAUUGUAUAUCCACAAUAUAUCCAACACUUUUACAUUGCUCUGAUCUUCACUACAAAAAAAAAAAAUCGUAUUUUUGAAAUCGAAUGGGGGAAGAAAUCGAACUGAAUUGAAC
Molecule: messenger RNA, 1474 nt
Organism: Lactuca saligna
Lineage: Eukaryota; Viridiplantae; Streptophyta; Magnoliopsida; Asterales; Asteraceae
Source: the annotation of a GenBank genome assembly